AUGCGGGGGAAAAGGGUGAACAAUAGGGCUCAAUUAAGUCUCAUCGGAUCUCGGACAGAAAACCUCGAAAGGUUUGUUAGUGUGACAGGAUCUCGGACAGAAAACCUCGAAAGGUUUGUUAGUGGGACAGGAUCUCGGACAGAAAAAUCUCGAAAGGAUCUCGGACAGAAAACCUCGAAAGGUUUGUUAGUGGGACAGGAUCUCGGACAGAAAAAUCUCGAAAGGUUUGUUAGUGUGACAGGAUCUCGGACAGAAAACCUCGAAAGGUAUGUUAGUGUGACAGGAUCUCGGGCAGAAAACCUCGAAAGGUUUGUUAGUGUGACAGGAUCUCGGACAGAAAACCUCGAAAGGUAUGUUAGUGUGACAGGAUCUCGGGCAGAAAACCUCGAAAGGUUUGUUAGUGUGACAGGAUCUCGGACAGAAAACCUCGAAAGGUUUGUUAGUGUGACAGGAUCGCGGACAGAAAACCUCGAAAGGUUUGUUAGUGUGACAGGAUCUCGGACAGAAAACCUCGAAAGGUUUGUUAGUGUGACAGGAUCUCGGGCAGAAAACCUCGAAAGGUAUGUUAGUGGGACAGUAUCUCGGACAGAAAACCUCGAAAGGUUUGUUAGUGUGACAGGAUCUCGGACAGAAAACCUCGAAAGGUUUGUUAGUGUGACAGGAUCGCGGACAGAAAAACCUGGAAAGUGGGACAGGAUCUCGAACGGAGAAACCUGGAAAGGUUUGUUAGUGGUACAGGAUCACGGACAGAAAAACCUGGAAAGGUUUGUUAGUGAGACAGGAUCUCGGACAGAAAACCUCGAAAGGUUUGUUAGUGGGACAGGAUCACGGACAGAAAACCUCGAAAGGUUUGUUAGUGGGACAGGAUCACGGACAGAAAACCUCGAAAGGUUUGUUAGUGGGACAGGAUCACGGACAGAAAACCUCGAAAGGUUUGUUAGUGGGACAGGAUCUCGGACAGAAAACCUCGAAAGGUUUGUUAGUGGGACAGUAUCUCGGACAGAAAAAUCUCGAAAGGUUUGUUAG
Molecule: messenger RNA, 1026 nt
Organism: Ylistrum balloti
Lineage: Eukaryota; Metazoa; Mollusca; Bivalvia; Pectinida; Pectinidae
Exons: 4
Coding region: 1-1026 (341 amino acids)
Source: RefSeq, a predicted model, not a curated record